Molecule: messenger RNA, 1379 nt
Organism: Ziziphus jujuba (common jujube)
Lineage: Eukaryota; Viridiplantae; Streptophyta; Magnoliopsida; Rosales; Rhamnaceae
Product: probable mannitol dehydrogenase
Exons: 5
Coding region: 58-1245 (395 amino acids)
Biological process (GO): lignin biosynthetic process
Molecular function (GO): zinc ion binding; cinnamyl-alcohol dehydrogenase activity
Source: RefSeq, a predicted model, not a curated record
UUCAUUGUUCUCCAAAACUUUACUCAAAACUCAGAGCUGUCAGUUCUUUUUCUAUCAAUGGGAGUUCCAGAGAAAAAAGGAAAAAUGGCAAAGGCCCCAGAAGCAGAAGAAAAAGAGCAUCCAGUGAAGGCAUUUGGGUGGGCCGCUAGAGACUCAUCUGGGUAUCUCUUUCCCUUCAACUUCUCCAGAAGGGAAACAGGUGAUGAGGACGUGAGGUUAAAGGUAUUGUAUUGCGGGAUUUGCCACACAGAUCUUCAUUUUAUUAAGAAUGAUUGGGGCAUCUCGCUUUACCCCCUUGUUCCCGGACAUGAGAUUGUAGGGGAAGUGACCCAAGUAGGAAGCAAAGUGAAGAAGGUGAAAGUGGGAGACAAAGUGGGUGUGGGAUGCAGGGCUGGUGCUUGCCAUUCCUGCGAGAACUGCUACAAUGACCUCGAAAGCUACUGCUCCAAAACCAUACGAACCUACUCUUCCAUUUACCACGAUGGAACCGUCACAUACGGCGGCUACUCCGACACCAUGGUCGCCGAACAGCGCUACGUCGUUCGGUUUCACGAUAACAUGCCGCUGGAUUCCGGUGCUCCUCUACUGUGUGCUGGGAUUACCGUUUACAGUCCCUUGAAAUAUUUUGGGCUGGGGGAACCUGGCAAGCAUGUUGGGAUUGUAGGCCUCGGUGGAGUUGGUCAUGUGGCUGUCAAAUUUGCAAAGGCUCUUGGUGCUAAAGUCAAGGUAAUUAGUACCUCCCCAAGCAAGAAAUCUGAAGCUUUGGAUCGUCUUGCUGCUGAUUCUUUUUUGGUCAGCCACGACCUGGACCAAAUGCAGGCAAACACAGGAACUUUGGAUGGGAUCAUAGACACGGUCUCAGCUGUGCAUUCUAUUUCGCCGCUACUCGGUCUCUUGAAGUCCCAUGGAAAGCUUGUUCUUGUGGGUGCACCGGAAAAGCCAUUAGAGCUACCCGUUUUUCCUUUAAUAUCGGGAAGGAAGAUGGUGGUGGGUAGUUGCGUUGGGGGAAUGAAAGAGACGCAAGAGAUGAUUGAUUUUGCUUCAGAACAUAACAUAACAGCCGAUAUCGAGGUUAUUUCUAUGGAUUAUGUGAACACAGCAAUGCAACGCCUCGUUAAGAAUGAUGUUCGAUACCGCUUUGUCAUUGACAUUGGAAAUACUCUUAGCUGCAUCUACAAUACCUUAGAAGACUUGCUUUUAUGUUUUUCAACUUUCCGGCUGCUUCGCUACUGUAACACACUAUGACAUUAUGUUUUUUUUUUUUUGUUACUAUUAAUUAUAUUGGGAUUGAGAAUAGGAAUGUUAAUUUAUUCCGUACAUUUCAAAAACCGGUGUAUUGUCCCUAAUAGGAUGGUUUUUUUCCAGAAAAAUUGAGACGG